Molecule: messenger RNA, 501 nt
Organism: Bipolaris sorokiniana ND90Pr
Lineage: Eukaryota; Fungi; Ascomycota; Dothideomycetes; Pleosporales; Pleosporaceae
Exons: 1
Coding region: 33-335 (100 amino acids)
Source: RefSeq, a predicted model, not a curated record
ACUACUGAGCUGGUUCUAGCCACUCCGACAAAAUGGCACGAGACCGCUUUACUACCCUGCAUUCGCCAACACUCUCACUCUCGAUUCCCACACAUUACGCUGAAUAUGCCUUAUCUCGCCGCGUCGUCUCCACACAGCCGCUGCGUCACAAACACACCUGUGCCGUACGUAAUCCCUUUGCACUGAUCCACCACGCCGUACUACAUCCAGCCUCACGUUGCGGCACAGCGCAGAUCAGGCUGCUUACGCCGUGGCACACCCCAGCACACGGCGUCCCAGUCUCCUUUGUGCUAUUACUAGUCACUCUCAUUUUGUUCUCGCAUGCAAAUACGUAGUAGGAGUUAGGUAAUCCAACAUCCAACAUCCAACACGCCCCCUCAGCACGUCAAGUGACAUUGUGCCACGAGACUGUAGUAGUCCCACCGCCCAUAGUACCUAGCCUUAUCCAAAGCAAACGCAAAAGAUCCAAGCCCAACUACUACGCGCCGACGCCCCCCCCCC